Molecule: messenger RNA, 2870 nt
Organism: Juglans regia (Persian walnut)
Lineage: Eukaryota; Viridiplantae; Streptophyta; Magnoliopsida; Fagales; Juglandaceae
Product: L-aspartate oxidase, chloroplastic-like
Exons: 8
Coding region: 484-2436 (650 amino acids)
Biological process (GO): NAD+ biosynthetic process
Molecular function (GO): L-aspartate oxidase activity
Source: RefSeq, a predicted model, not a curated record
CGAUACAGCCAUUUCUAGUGAUAAAGACAAGAGAGAAGAAGAAAGGGUGGAAGAAAAGAUUUGGUUGCACAGAUAAAAUGGGAAAAGUAUGGCCCAAAGUACGGUGGUUCCUGAGUAUAUCUUGGGUUUGGUACCUCCGAAACGGAGGCUCCCACCUCCACUAUUGACCUCUCGUAAAAAAAAUUUCUCCGUCCCCAAUUCUUGUUGUUUCGUUAUUUCCGAAUCAUAUGAACAAAUAUUCUUGGGGAAUCCCUCUAAGUUCUUCUCUUGUUUAUUGUAUCCGGGUUCAUCGUUUGAAAAGAAACAAAAAGACCCAGAUAAAAAUACAUUUGUUUUAAAAAUAUAUUCUAUAGACCAGAGUUCUUAGAGCUAUAGAAGAACACAAUCUCUGUGUAUGGAAUUGCAAAAGAUGCAAGGAAUCUUAGAAGCGGAGUCGUGCUGAUCUAAUUUUGAGCUCUUCCUUAUCUAACAGAAAUAUUGCAAAUGACUACUUGUAUACCUGCUGGAAGUGGCAACUUGCAUUUUGGUGUGGCACCAUGCAAGGGACAAGGAUGUGGAAGAAUGUCUUGGGUUUCUGGUGUAACAUUCAAGAGAUACAUACGGAAAGAGCUUUCAUGGUCAUGCAGAGUAUCAAGGUUCUCGGAAAUCCAAAGAUGGAAAUUUUCCCUAUCUCCAUUUAAUGAGUAUUGGAAGCCCCUUGGAACUGUUACUUCAUCAUGCUUGAGAGAUGGCUCCACAAAAUAUUUUGAUUUUGCUGUUAUUGGCAGUGGAGUUGCUGGCCUUCGCUAUGCUCUUGAAGUUGCAAAACAUGGAUCUGUUGCUGUUAUUACCAAGGCUGAGCCUCAUGAGUGCAACACUAAUUAUGCUCAAGGGGGUGUUAGUGCCGUGCUUUGCCCUUCAGAUUCUGUGGAGAGUCACAUGCAUGACACGAUUGUAGCAGGGGCUUAUCUAUGUGACGAGGAGACUGUCAGAGUUGUCUGUACAGAAGGAGCUGACAGAGUCAGAGAAUUGAUUGCCAUGGAUGCCUCAUUUGAUCAUGGGGAAGAUGGAAACUUGCAUCUAGCAAGAGAAGGGGGGCACUCUCAUCACCGAAUCGUUCAUGCUGCUGAUAUGACUGGAAGGGAGAUUGAGCGGGCUCUAUUAAAAGCAGUUGUCAAUGACUCAAAUAUUUUUAUGUUCCAACACCAUUUUGCAAUAGAUUUGCUAACUUGUCAGGAUGGCUCAGACACAGUAUGUCUUGGUGUCGACACUUUGAAUACUGAAACACUAGAGGUGAUAAGGUUUAUUUCAAAGGUGAUUUUACUUGCAUCAGGGGGGGCUGGACAUAUCUAUGGAUCAACUACAAAUCCUCUGGUAACCACUGGAGAUGGAAUGGCCAUGGCCCAUCGGGCUCUAGCCGUGAUGUCCAAUAUGGAAUUUGUGCAGUUCCACCCAACUGCUUUAGCUGAUGAAGGCCUUCCCAUCAAACCAAUGAAGUCUCGAGAGAAUGCGUUUCUCAUCACUGAAGCUGUUAGGGGUGAUGGAGGCAUCCUGUACAAUUUAGGAAUGGAAAGGUUCAUGCCCUUGUAUGAUGAGCGAGCCGAACUUGCUCCCAGGGAUGUGGUGGCAAGAAGUAUAGACGACCAGCUUAAAAAGCGUAAUGAGAAGUAUGUGCUCCUCGAUAUAAGUCACAAUCCCACGGACAAAAUUCUCUCCCACUUUCCCAACAUUGCUGCUGAGUGCCUACGGUAUGGUGUGGACUUAACCCACCAACCAAUUCCAGUAGUUCCUGCUGCCCAUUACAUGUGUGGGGGUGUACGUGCUGGGCUCCAGGGGGAGACAAAUGUCAGGGGCUUAUAUGUGGCGGGCGAGGUUGCAUGCACAGGUUUGCAUGGAGCAAACCGACUUGCUAGUAACUCUUUGCUUGAAGCACUAGUUUUUGCAAGAAGGGCUGUCCAGCCCUCAAUUGAUCACAUGAAGAGCUCUAGACAUGAUCUUAGUGCUUCAAAUUGGUGGGCUAGACCAGUUGCUCCUUUGUCACUUGGAAGUGAUGUUAUGGACAAAAUCUUAAUAAUGACAAGGAAAGUAAGGAAAGAAUUGCAAUCAAUCAUGUGGGAGUACGUGGGAAUUGUUCGAUCCACAACGAGGCUAGAAUUUGCAGAGCAAAAGAUUGAUGAGUUGGAGGCAAAUUGGGAGGAUUACUUAUUUAAAAGGGGUUGGGUGCCAACAAUGGUUGGGCUUGAGUCUUGUGAAAUGAGGAACAUUUUCUGUUGUGCAAAACUCGUGGUCAGCAGUGCUCUUGCUAGACACGAAAGCCGUGGACUACACUACACGGUUGAUUUUCCUCAUCUGGUGGAAAGCAAAAGGCUGCCAACAAUUAUUUGGCCCUGUUCAUCCGUGAAGAGUUCCUGGAGUUCACGACAGCUACACAAGCCAGCCCUUAUAGCAAAACAGUAAUGCACCCGUGAUGGCAAUUUAGUUCUUUACCAUUAUAUCUGAAAGUAAAAUGAUGAGGGUAGAUUGGGAGUGUCUUGCAGCAUUUGUUGGCUUCCAAUUUGCUUGUGUAAGUCCAUUUAUAGUGAUAAUAAUUUAUGCUUCUUCCCAUAUCUUCAAAGAUAUGCAGGUCACGUGCUAGUUGGACUUAUAUGCCAUCCAUGCAUGUUUGAGUUUUCAAUGGAUUCAUUUUCUCUUUUGCAGUCUACACAGAGAAGAAGAAGCAUAACAAAUGUGUUCCCUCCCUAAACCCAAGGUGAUAAGUUACCGUUUGUCCAUAGGGCCCGGCAUGGGUUUUUGUCUUCCAAAAUGCUACGCAUUCUCAUCCCCAUUCCUAUCUUAUUGUGUUAAUGUUAAGGCCUCGUUUAGAUAGUGAGAUGAGAUGAGAUAAUUUUAGA